ACAGUAGUGACGAAUCCCCCGGCAGCCAUUUUAGCUGUAACACCAGCGUACACUAGGAAGUGUCCGAUCUAUGUGUUGUGCUUCUGUAGGGUCAACUCUCUCAGUCAAACUAGCUUCAAAGAGCGGGGAGAGAUCAAGUGUGAGGGCUUGCUGAGACUGCCCAGUGUAUCAGGAUGGACUCUGACAUUUUGAACAUAGAGGAGAUAGUGAUGGGACGGGGAUUGCCGGAUCCACCCCCAGAAGCCCCCCCUGAAAAGCCAGCCGAACCCUACAAACCGAUCACUCUGAAUGGACCUCCAGCGUCCACUGUUCAACCCUACCAGCAUGAGAACCUGCAGUGUUUCCAGUGCUUCAUCACAUUCUGCAGUGCAAAAGCCAAGGAGAGGCAUAUGAAGAAAAGCCACAGGGAAGAGUACAAGCAACAGCUUCAGCAGGGCAACACAUUAUUCACCUGCUAUGUCUGUGAUCGUACGUUCCUGUCAUCUGAGGAACUGACACAGCACCAGCCAACACACAGCAAAGAUGACAAGCCCUUCAAAUGCGUUCACUGCAAAGAGAGCUUUAAAACCUUCUCUGAACUCACAACCCACAGAAGACAGGUGUGUCCAGAAAAACAGCUGGUAUGUAAAGAUUGCAACGAAACCUUCCGGAGUCCUGGACUGCUGCGCACUCAUCGCCUGACUCAGCAUCCACGUCCAGAUGUAGAACCUGCAGAACAGCCAGAGGUCCCUACAAAAAUCCACCGCUGUAAGAAGUGUAGCCAGAGCUUUGACACAGAGUCAGAGCUGAUAGAACACCAGGAAAAGUACCCUGAAGGUCAGCAAUGCAACGGCAGUGCUCAACCUGUCAAGAAACGUGGGCGGCCUACCAAAACCGAAGACCCUCCUGCAGGCGCUGAGAAAAAGGGAAAGCGGAAAAAAAAGGAUGAGGCAGAAGCACCUGAGGAGGAAGAGAAGGCCACCGACACAUCAGAGUCAGCAGCCUCUCCAACUGAGGAAAAGGGAAAAGCAGGUGCAGCGAAACGUGGCCGUCCAGCUAAAGCUGCACCAAAAUCAGAAACAGAAGAAACGAAGAGUCCAGAGGAUGAAAGUCAGGCCUCCACAAAGGAGAAGAAACCUAAAGUUGAUCCUGCUCCGGCCCGUCAGCACCCCUGUCCUGAGUGUGACCUCACAUUUCCUGCCUUGAUUCAUCUUCGGGCUCACAAGAAGGAGAAACACACCCCACGGAAAGCCCACCCCUGUGAAGAAUGUGAGGAGAGCUUUGCCCGUCCUGAGCAGCUGGACGCCCACAUGUCACGAGCUCACGUCGUGGGUCGCUUUGCCUGUGCAACCUGUGGGAAGAGCUUUGGUCGUGAGCGCACCUUAAAAGCUCACGAGAAAAGCCACCCAGAGGAGAAUCCUGAAAACCCAAGUGCCAAGAGAUAAUUGAGACUUGGGGACCUUGCAGAAAGUGUAUGGUUCUUGAAGAUUUUAGUCAUGAAUUGUCCUUCUUUUUUCUUUUAACAUUGGAGAUCUGGUGCUCCAGACGAUGCUUUCACAUGAGUUUGUAAUGGUUUUGACAAUGAUGUUUUAGCAAGCUUUGAAUAUAGAGAUGAGUUUUGAUCAUGAGCUGUUGAAUUUAUGGACAAACAGACACAUCUCCUGGAUUGACUAACCAAAUGUAGUUGAAUCUACCGUUAACACCUUUUGUCUCAAAGUUUCUUAUUUUAUUAUUUGUAAAAACAAAAACAAUUUUGAGUAACUUUUAAAAUAAUUUGUUUCAGUUUGAAAGUGUGAACUGUGUGGUGUGAAUUUCUUACUUUGUGUUUUAAGUUACACAGCUCAUUUUGUGGUUAAAAAAUGUUUUUUUUUAUGAUUUCUCGAAGCAGAUGGGUAAAUUCACAUUUCGACAUUUUGAAGCUAAUUAGAUAUCUAGUAGAGAUACAAUGUUUGAAUGUUUAGACAGUUUGUCAUAAGAAAACCAUAAUGUACAGCUUCUGGUUCCUAUUAUUGCUUUUUUUACAUUUUAUGUUUCUUUCUACAUUAAGUCCGAUUGACAAAGAAUUUUAGCUUAAUUCAGUUAAAGUUUAAAUUAAUUUCAGCCAAUUGCUUCAGAUCAGAUGUGGAGUGUUUGGCUUGUGUGCAGAAAUGAUCCAUUAUAAUCCUGAUUUGUCUCACAGUAAAAUUUCCUCCUUUAUUUUUUCACAUAUUAAAACAAUAUUUAAUGUCUUAGACAUUUCUUAAAUGGAACUCAUGGCUCUUUAAUGCCUACAAGUCCCAUAGGGAACUGUAUAUAUCAUGUGUUAUUCACUGAUCUGAUUGUCUUUCUCCCCAACUGCAAUGUGUCUGGACACUGCAAAAAUGUAAUAAAACAAGCUUUCCCAAGGGAGGCUGCUGAGGAAACAA
Messenger RNA from Notolabrus celidotus (New Zealand spotty), 2384 nucleotides. RefSeq names its product zinc finger protein 576, tandem duplicate 2 (gene znf576.2). NCBI's taxonomy places the organism in Eukaryota, Metazoa, Chordata, Actinopteri, Labriformes, Labridae. The record is from RefSeq and is a predicted model, not a curated record. Gene Ontology annotation, cellular component: nucleus. Bases 174 to 1424 code for a protein of 416 amino acids. The transcript is spliced from 5 exons.